This is a messenger RNA of Caenorhabditis remanei, 600 nucleotides long. RefSeq lists its product as uncharacterized. The transcript has 3 exons. Lineage: Eukaryota; Metazoa; Nematoda; Chromadorea; Rhabditida; Rhabditidae. Gene Ontology annotation, cellular component: cytoplasm. The record is from RefSeq and is a predicted model, not a curated record. Bases 1 to 600 code for a protein of 199 amino acids.
AUGGCGGCACGUAAACUGAUUGCUCGUAUCAACCCAUCGAACAGUGCUCUUUUCGUCUGUGAUCUACAAGAAAAGUUUGCAUCAAACAUCAAAUACUUCCCGGAGAUUAUUACAACUUCAAGACGUUUGAUUGAUGCUGCACGGAUUCUGAGUAUUCCAACUGUUGUCACUGAACAAUAUCCAAAAGGACUCGGUCAUACUGUUCCACUUCUCAAAGAAGGUCUGGCUGAAAAUACUCAAAUUUUCGAUAAAACCAAGUUCUCGAUGUGCAUUCCGCCAACUGAAGAUACCUUGAAAAAUAUUCAAAACGUGAUUUUGAUUGGAAUUGAAGCUCACGUUUGUGUACUUCAAACUACAUACGAUCUUCUGGAACGCGGUCACAAUGUUCACGUUGUCGUAGAUGCUGUUAGCAGCCGCAGCCAUACCGAUCGUCAUUUCGCUUUCAAGCAAAUGGAGCAAGCUGGAGCUAUCCUAACAACUUCUGAAGCAACUAUUCUCGGACUAGUUGGCGGAUCGGAUCACCCCAAGUUCAAGGAAGUUCAGAAGUUGAUCAUGACUUCAGCCCCUGACACUGGUCUUGUUCCUUUGUCGAAGCUCUAA